Nanorana parkeri is the source of this 3653-nucleotide messenger RNA. It is a transcript of the gene PRDM15, whose product is annotated as PR/SET domain 15. Lineage: Eukaryota; Metazoa; Chordata; Amphibia; Anura; Dicroglossidae. Gene Ontology annotation, molecular function: histone deacetylase binding; DNA-binding transcription factor activity; RNA polymerase II cis-regulatory region sequence-specific DNA binding. Bases 93 to 3653 code for a protein of 1186 amino acids. The record is from RefSeq and is a predicted model, not a curated record. Gene Ontology annotation, cellular component: cytoplasm; nucleus. Gene Ontology annotation, biological process: cell fate commitment; regulation of transcription by RNA polymerase II. The transcript is spliced from 24 exons.
UUCCGGUCCUGCGUGAUUUCCGGAGCGGAUUGGAACCCGGAGUGCGGAUUCGGUUCCCCCGCGGCGGGGGUUCCCCGGGAGAGGGGAUUAUAAUGGCACAAGAAGCAAUAGAUGAAUCAAUGUUCAUAUGGUGUGAGGACUGUGGCCAGUACCAUGACUCGGAGUGUCCAGAGCUGGGUCCAGUGGUGACCGUCCAGGACUCUUUUGUGCUGAGUAGAGCCAGAUCAUCUAUUCCUUCCAACCUGGAAAUCCGAAACGUUGGAGAUGGCACAGAGGGUGUGUUCGCUGUCACUUCACUGGUCAAGCGCACUCAGUUUGGGCCGUUUGAAUGUAAAAGAGUUGCCAAAUUAGUCAAAGAACCCGUCUUUCCUCUGAAGGUGUUCCAGAAGGAUGGCGUGGUGAUGCUGUUUGACACCUCUAGUGAGUAUGAAUGUAACUGGAUGAUGCUGGUGAGGCCAGCGAUGGAUUUCAGCCACCAGAACCUGACCGCAUUCCAGCAUGGCAAUGACAUCUUUUUCACUACCUCCCGGGACAUUGCGGCCGGCACAGAGCUGCGAGUGUGGUACGCCGCUUUCUAUGCAAGGAAGAUGGAGAGACCUCUGCUGAAACCUCCUAUGCCCUGUCACAAUGUGGUGGGGUUUUUGGCAGCUGAACCCGUAAAAGAGGUCAACGCAACUUCUUCAAAAAACAACCGGAUCACCUCAUCAACCUCCAAAAAAACAAAGGCUGCUCGCACUCUAGCCGCAUACACGUCCAGGACAAGGAAGAACUGCUCGGGUGCCAUGACAGUUACCUGUCAGGAGAACAGUGACAUCAUCCAUGUGGAAACCUGCGAGUGGGCAUGUAAAGUGUGCAAUACCACCUUCCUCGAACCCAACCUGUUGACAGAGCAUUUACUAAGCCACCUGGAGCAAGCAAAGUCAAUCUCUCCAUCCGAGUCCUGUGAGCCGACUUUUACCGAGGGAGACCCCGGAAGUGCUCCAGCCGAGCAGCCCGUCAUCUGCAGCGCUCCACUCGCUAAUACAGGGGUGACCAAGAAGAAGCAGAAGAAGGGAAGGAAAUCCAAAAGCACAAAGGCCAAUAUUCCUCUCGUGAUUGUCGAGGAUGACAGCCCUCCAGCACAUCAUCCUAUUCUUUACAGUCCAGUUUUUCCAUCCGACCGGGUGGCCGAAAUCAUCACCGAAAUCCCUCCUGACGAGGUGCCGCUGCCGCACGACUCUGACGACAAGUUCAUGGAGCUGAUGUUGGGAAAACUGCCCACUGCCAACAACAGCUUGGCACCCGUCUCCAAGUUUGCAUUCCACCAGGGGAGCAAUUCCCUAAAAAGGGGGAUGCUGCUUUCUAGCACACGGCACAUGAGGAGGAAAUUUGUGCGUCAGCUCGGCGAUCACAAACGUGUCUUCCAGUGCAACAUUUGCUCGAAGGUUUUCCGAAAUAGCAGCAACCUGAGCCGUCACGUCCGAUCCCACGGUGACAAGCUCUUCAAAUGUGAAGAAUGUUCUAAACUGUUCAGCCGUAAAGAGAGUCUGAAACAGCACGUGUCGUAUAAGCACAGCAAGAACGAGGCUGAUGCAGAUUACAGGUAUCGGUGUGCCAUCUGUGAAAAGUCCUUCAGGGUAGAGGCCUUCCUGGAAUUCCACAACUGCAGGACAGACGACAAGUCCUUCCAGUGUGAAAUGUGCUACAGAUUCUUCUCCACCAACAGCAACCUAUCUAAGCACAAGAAGAAACACGGGGAGAAAAAGUUUGCCUGCGAGGUGUGCAAUAAGCUCUUCUACAGGAGAGAUGUCAUGUUAGAGCAUCAGCGAAGGCAUCUGGAAGGUGUAAGGAGGGUGAAGCGGGAGUCCAUCCAACAGGCAGCCGAUAACUCCAUAAAGUACAAGAAGGAACCAUCCGCAUGUCCUGUGUGUGGGAAAAUGUUCUCCUGUCGCAGUAAUAUGAACAAGCACCUCCUCACUCAUGGAGACAAGAAAUACACCUGUGAAAUCUGCGGGCGCAAAUUCUUCCGAGUGGACGUCCUCCGAGACCACAUCCACAUCCAUUUCAAGGACAUCGCCUUGAUGAACGAUCAGCAGCGGGAGGAGUUUAUCAGGAAGAUUGGCAUUUCCUCGGAAGAAAACGACGACAACUCCGAUGCCAGCGAGGACUCUGAGCCCCACAAGUAUGCCUGCAAGAGGUGCCAGAUCUCCUUUGCUCGGGGGAAGGAAUACUUGAAGCACAUUAUGGAUGUCCAUGCUGAGAAUGGGUACAACUGCAGCAUCUGUCACCGCAGGUUUGCCCUCAAAGCAACAUACCAUGCGCACAUGGUCAUUCACCGCGAGAACCUACCUGAUCCAGAAGUGCAAAAAUACAUACAUCCGUGUGAAGUUUGUGGCCGGAUUUUCAACAGCAUAGGAAACCUGGAAAGACACAAACUUAUUCACUCAGGGGUAAAAAGCCACGGGUGUGAACAAUGCGGCAAGUCGUUUGCUAGAAAGGAUAUGUUGAAAGAGCACAUGAGAGUCCAUGACAACAUCCGCGAGUAUCUAUGUGCAGAGUGUGGGAAAGGAAUGAAGACCAAACAUGCUCUGCGGCAUCAUAUGAAGCUUCACAAGGGCAUCAAGGAGUAUGAGUGUUUAGAGUGUCACCGCAAGUUUGCACAGAAAGUCAAUAUGCUGAAGCACUACAAAAGGCACACAGGCAUCAAAGACUUCAUGUGUGAGCUGUGCGGAAAGACAUUUAGUGAGAAGAACACAAUGGAGACCCACAAACUGGUACACACUGUAGGGAAGCAGUGGACUUGCUCGGUGUGCGAUAAGAAGUACGUCACGGAAUACAUGCUCCAGAAACACGUCCAGCUCACUCAUGACAAGGUGGAGGCUCAGAGCUGUCACCUGUGCGGAACCAAGGUCUCCACCCGAGCCUCCAUGAGCCGCCACUUACGGAGGAAGCACCCGGAGCCGCUUCUGGAGGACGAGGACGAUGAAGAGAUCCAGUCAGAUAAAUCACUGCGGCUGGCCGGAACCCACGUAGAAGAGGACAAGGAUGGCGAGGAGGAAGGAGUAACGCACGAGGACUCUGAGUUCAGCCAGUACAGCAGCAAGGAGGUUGAGUUCACUAGCGGAGCUGCGGAGGAGGAAGACGGCUCUGCUGUGGAGACUCUGCAGCAGGUCGUGGUGACAAUUAGUGAUGGGAACGUCCCCACCCCAUCUUGCACUGUGGGGCUGACCAAUAUCACCGUGACUCCUAUCACCACCACAGCGGGUGCCCAGUUUGCCAGCUUGCAGCCAGUCGCUGUGGGUCACCUGACUGGCUCCGACCGCCAGCUCCAACUGGACAGCUCCAUCCUUACUGUGACUUUCGAUGCAGUGAGCGGCAGCGCCGUGCUCCACAACCGGCCAGCUGAGCUGGCCAUCAGCGCGUCUCAGGAGGCCGCUGGCUCGCACCCCGUAGCACACUUCAUUAACCUCACCACCUUUGUGAACUCCAUAGCUCCCCUCGGGGGUCAAAUCGCCACAGAGGGACCCCUGACUUGGAGGGCAGUAACCGUGGGUGAAACUCCGCCCCCCACGGAGGAGGACACGCCCACAGAACAAACGGAGCAGGAACCUUCCCCGACACAAGCUGGCCAAACUAGUGAAGUGGAUUCCCAGGAGCCAAUGUACAGUUAUUAA